Molecule: messenger RNA, 1824 nt
Organism: Bacidia gigantensis
Lineage: Eukaryota; Fungi; Ascomycota; Lecanoromycetes; Lecanorales; Ramalinaceae
Exons: 2
Coding region: 1-1824 (607 amino acids)
Source: RefSeq, a predicted model, not a curated record
AUGAUACUUUCGAUGGUCAGGAGAGUGACCCUCAUUCCUGCUGAAGUACCUGGCCUACCUGCACCGCCUAAGUCAUUUUCAGCACCAAUAGCGCCGAAAGGGCCUGCCUACGAAGUUAGCUGCGUCCCGUACCCCAAAGACUGGUCUGUUACGACAGAGGAAGACUGCAAAAAGGCAGCUAGAGACUUCCAGAGCUUUCUAUACGAUAGCUACACUGUUUAUCUGAAGAAUCAGUACACCCCUUCAGGCCAAAACCACUUCAUCGCGCCCACUUACUUCGUCGAAAACGAUUGCUGCUUUACCUUCUAUCUUCUCAAUAAUGCAAUCUGGGAUACCUUGGACAGAGCAUCCGCUCUGAUAGGAGCAGCUGGUGUGCUCGACCAAUGUGCAUAUUUCGGCGAAGUGCAGGUGGGCGUGAACGUCAAGAUUCAAUUGAUGGACGGUAAGCACGCCCUAGACGAAGCGAUGACGAACGGGAACCCCGUGUUCCCAUUCAAGCACACAUCCGGGAACAUUACAGCGACAGAAUUUCUGAACAGCUCCGCUAGCAUGACGUCUGCACAGAAAAGCGCUGCAAGCCAGGAUGGACUUUACCGCGUCGCAGCCUUCGAUCUGACAGCUUUGUCAAGGAUCCUGAUCUGCCUGUUGGUGGCGGUACAGUAUCAAAAGGUCGCAGGCCUGGUUCCUUCGGUUUUGAAAGAGAGAUCUGCACCAUCUUUCCCUCCACUACCACCACCACCGGAUCCCUCGGGACGCCCUCGGACCAAUUACAAUGUGCAAUGUGACCCAUAUGACCCUUUUCUUCCUCCAUUAGAAUUCGAAAUAUAUGUCGCACCGGAAUGCCAAACAGCAUGGAACUACUUCAACACAUUCACACUUAGUACCUACAACUUGAUAAAGAAGGGUUCCGGCCAGCACAUGGGUGACAACACGUUGUACGCACCAACAUAUUUUGUCAGCGAUGCAUGUGCAUUCACUUUCUAUCUCAUUGGGGAUUCUACGAGUGCUUCGAUAGAUAAAGCGGCUGCCUUGACUGCGGCAGAAGGUGUGAUAAGUUAUUGCGCCUUUUAUGGUCAACUACAACUCUCGCAGAACGUAAAGGUCCAGGUCAUGGAUGGCGCUGACGCGUUGAAGGAAGCGGCGCAGAAUGGGAAUCCUGUCUAUCCUCCCCAACUUAUUGACAACGUCACAGCACAGCAUAUUGCAAAUGAUACAGCUGUGCAGUCCUUCCGACAAAAUGCCACCGCGCAGCCAGAGUACUUUGGUGGGGCUAAAGCGCCCUUCCCUGUCCCAUUCAAUUGUGAUACUUAUCCUUCUGGCUACGAUGCUGCGGAGUGGAGCUCCACUGUUGGAUCUGACUGCAACAAGGCGUGGGAUUAUUUUGCGCAAUGGAGUCGUCUGAAUUACACUCUCAUUGCUGAGGGAGGAAACGAGCCUCAAAAUGACACGACUCUAUUUGCACCUACAUACUUCAUCGCAAACACAUGCGCAUUCACCUUUUCCCUCAAAGCUGAAGUACAUAGUCAAGCGGUCAAUAAAGCGGACACCAUCAUAGCGGCAUCCGGCGUCGUCAGUAGCUGCGGAUACUUUGGCAACGUGGCGCUCAGUGAUGUUGUGAGUGUCCGGGUCAUGGACAGUGCUCAAGCAUUGAAGGACGUGGGCGCAAAUGGGGCGCCCGUUUUCCCACGACCAACGGAUUCUCUUCUGCUCAACAAUACUCAAUCAUCCAAUGAUUAUGGUGGAGCUCAGGCACCAAACUCGACACAGCAAUCAAUACACAGUGUGACCCAGGCACAGACCGCCCAAUUAGGUACGUUUCGAUGA